UGAUUACAUCCCGCCUAACAAUCGCUGUAGCUGGUGUGUGGUGCCAAAGUUCAAGCUAAGAGUACGACAACCCGUAUCUGCGCAAGUAGUUCAAGAUGCAAAAUACAGGAAAGCUUGCUGGAAUAACCCUUUUUAUUACCGGAGCUUCCCGGGGCAUCGGCAAAGCGAUCGCACUAAAAGCAGCCCGCGAUGGAGCAAACAUAGUGCUAGCGGCGAAAACUGCAGAACCACAUCCGAAACUACCUGGAACGAUCUAUACGGCAGCCGCAGAAAUUGAAGCCGCUGGAGGAAAAGCUUUACCAUGCAUCGUGGACGUACGCAGUGAAGAGGCAGUUCGUUCAGCGGUUCAAAAAGCAGUCCAAAAGUUUGGUGGCAUCGACAUUGUGGUCAACAACGCGAGUGCCAUUUCGCUAACCCCAACCGAAGAAACGGAUAUGAAACGAUACGAUCUUAUGCAUAACAUAAACACCAGAGGAACUUUUCUCGUUUCCAAAGAAUGCCUUCCGCAUCUGCGAAAAAGCAAGCAUGCACAUAUUUUAAACAUUUCACCACCACUUAGCAUGGAGCCGCACUGGUUCAGUAAUCAUGUUGCUUAUACGAUGGCGAAAUAUGGAAUGUCCAUGUGCGUUCUUGGUAUGGCUCGAGAAUAUGAAAAUGUCAAUAUCUCGGUGAACGCUCUAUGGCCCCGGACGCUCAUUUUCACGGCAGCAGUAGAAAUGCUUCAUGGACAGGAAGGAUAUCCGUAUUCACGUAAGCCGGAAAUAAUGGCCGAUGCUGCAUAUGCGAUUCUUUGCCGGCCUGCUGGUCAAAGCACAGGAAACUUUUUCAUUGAUGACGAGGUGUUGACCUCAGAAGGUAUUACGGAUUUCACACAAUACGCAUGUGUUCCAGGAAAUGCGUUGAAACUCACACCGGACAUUUUUGUUAGCGAAAAGAAAUCAAAGCUUUAA
Messenger RNA from Anopheles nili, 950 nucleotides. Its product is annotated as hydroxysteroid dehydrogenase-like protein 2. The transcript is spliced from 4 exons. The coding region runs from base 96 to 950 and encodes 284 amino acids. Gene Ontology annotation, cellular component: mitochondrion. The record is from RefSeq and is a predicted model, not a curated record. Lineage: Eukaryota; Metazoa; Arthropoda; Insecta; Diptera; Culicidae.